This is a messenger RNA of Perkinsus marinus ATCC 50983, 195 nucleotides long. RefSeq lists its product as hypothetical. The transcript has 2 exons. NCBI's taxonomy places the organism in Eukaryota, Perkinsozoa, Perkinsida, Perkinsidae. The record is from RefSeq and is a predicted model, not a curated record. The annotation marks the transcript as partial.
AUGCCUGCUAGAUAUGGCGUCGUGCGGCUGGUUCGUUGGGCAGCUGAUAACAAGUUGUAUGCUAUGAAAUCCGUGGAUAAAUGGGCGCUCAUAGAGAGGCGGAAUACGGGAGAUCAGCGUGUGGUCCAAAGGUUGGCCGAUGAGCGCGACUUCUACGCCUCUGCUUCUCACGACUGUCCAUUUCUGGUCCAGUUC